AUGGUCAAUGGAACGGCGCCGGCCUGGACCCGCAACCUGUACCGGCGCAUGCCGUUUGGCCGCAAGCACUUCUUUGGCCAGGACGACGCGACGCAGGCCGCCGACUACUACAUCAUGAAUCCGGUCCCCCAAAAGCACGCGAGCCAGUGGCGGCCCAUCUUCUACCGCGGCGACCACCCCAAGUACACCACCACGAGCGUCGCCGUGGGGCGCGCCUUCCGCACCGGCUUCUGGAACUCGUUCCAGCUGCAGAUGGGCGACGGCGUGCACGAGAUCCUCGCCAACCAGAAGCGUGCAUCCAAGCGCAAGAGCCACGCCCGACUGCAGAAGUGGCGCAGAUUCUGGGGCAGGCCAGAGAAACCCCCCAAGGAACCCCUUGAGGAUGAUGUUCCGGUCCAGGGCUUUGUCACGCUCUUCAAGGCCUGGCGCCCCAGGUUCGUCACCCGCACCGUCAAGUGGCAGCUCGGCGGCCAUGAAUACCGGUGGACUGGCACCAGGCGCUUCAUGACGGGACCUUUCAGGAAGUGGAAGGGAGUGUCACACGAUUUCAAGCUCGUUGACGAUCACGACAACAUCAUCGCCACCUUCCAAAAGGACCGCUGGGUCUCGUACAAGAGCUCCGAGAAGGUCGGCGCCCCGCCCAACAAGACCCGGUCCUUCGUGGGCAGGCUGCGCAGAUACCCUGCCCCAGGCGCCACCCCUUCAGCCAACGAGGUCAUUGAGAGCAUCAGGUCGUCGCCGCCCGACGGAUCCAAGUUUCAUAAGAAGCUGGUCAAGCAGCUCAACAUCCAGGGCCCACACUCGGGCGAUCUCACCGAGGAGGCCAUCGCCUUGACGUGCUGGAUCGUUGUUGAGGGCGAGCACAGACUGAGGUACAAGAUCUUUGAUCUGCUUGAGGAGAUUGGCGAGACCAUUGGAGGCUGA
This is a messenger RNA of Canariomyces notabilis, 924 nucleotides long. RefSeq lists its product as uncharacterized. The coding region runs from base 1 to 924 and encodes 307 amino acids. The record is from RefSeq and is a predicted model, not a curated record. Lineage: Eukaryota; Fungi; Ascomycota; Sordariomycetes; Sordariales; Chaetomiaceae. The transcript has 2 exons.